This is a messenger RNA of Notodromas monacha, 489 nucleotides long. The record is from the annotation of a GenBank genome assembly. NCBI's taxonomy places the organism in Eukaryota, Metazoa, Arthropoda, Ostracoda, Podocopida, Cyprididae.
GUUUCAGGCGCAACUUGUCCUGCACUAACGCCAUCCAGUGGAGCCACAGUCAAAUACAAUUUAGCAUCGAAUAUAAGUGCACCUUACAAUGAGAAUACCACAGCUCAAGUCAUUUGCCCCUGUUUGCAAACAUGGCCAACAAAUGCAAGGAGAACAGAACCAGCCACAUGUAAUUCUGCUGGUACCUGGACAACCAAUUCCACCAGUCAAACCUGUGCUGCUCUUUCAGCGACAACGCCGGUCCUAACGACCAGCACCGGAAGGAAGCUGCACGUUUUGUCCGCAUCCGGUUCAGCGUGGACGAGAGUCACUGACGCGGCGGACGAGUGCACCACUUCCGGCAAGGGCUCCUUAGCAGUGGGUCUCAGUUCCGGGGAAAUCGGGGAACUGGAAGUUGCCCUGGGUUGGAGGGACUACGGGUGCCCCGGGAUCCAGUCCCUGGUUUACAUGCCUGGAACUUUUGUGUGAGCUGAUGAGUGCAUACAUACU